Molecule: messenger RNA, 1602 nt
Organism: Branchiostoma floridae (Florida lancelet)
Lineage: Eukaryota; Metazoa; Chordata; Leptocardii; Amphioxiformes; Branchiostomatidae
Product: troponin T, fast skeletal muscle-like
Exons: 11
Coding region: 256-1116 (286 amino acids)
Biological process (GO): sarcomere organization; muscle contraction; regulation of muscle contraction
Cellular component (GO): troponin complex
Molecular function (GO): tropomyosin binding
Source: RefSeq, a predicted model, not a curated record
UAUAUCCCGGUGACAGCUAAUAAGACCCAAGCUUUCCGGACUAUAUGGCAGCGAACCACCAUAACAGGGCCAGCUCCCACCGUGUACCCGAAAGGAAACGUCGCAUUUUUCUGCAACGCUCUUCCGAACAGUUCCGAGUGCUGGUCCGGACAGGCGAGUUCCGCUCCCAGUUCGCUCUCCGUAAAACAGAGUCUGCAUCUGGGGAUUACACUUUCUCCGACACGGAAGUUGUAUUGCUGCCUUAAUCAGAAAGCCAUGAGCGACCAGGAGGAAGAGUACGAAGGGGAGGAGGAAGUUGAGGAGGAGGUUGAGGAAGAGGUGGAGGAGGAGGUGGAGGAAGAGGCCGAACCGGAACCGGAACCUGAGCCGGAACCCGAGCCUGAGCCAGAACCGGAACCGGAACAGGCCAAGCCCAAGCCGAAGUUUAUUCCAUCAACAUACGAGCAGCCAAAGUAUGAAGGAGACGAAGACGUCGAAGCCAGGUUUGGGCAAAUGGCCGACAAGAGGCGUCAGAAGGACCAUGUGGAAUUGGAAGAGUUCAUCAAGAAACACUUCGAGAAGCGAGCCAAGGAGGAGGAGGAGCUGCAGCUGCUCAUCGUGCGAAGGGAGAAACGCAAAGCUGAGAUGGCGGACAAAGAAACGGCCCGCAAGGAAAGAGAGCGGGAGAGAGUGAACGAGGAGAAGGCUCGCUUGAUGAAGCAGCGCGAGGAGGAAGAGCGCAAGCGCAAAGAGGAGGAUGACAGGAAGAAGAAGCUUGCCAACGUGAACCUGCACAUAGGCGGCUACCUGUCCCGGCUCGAGGGGAAGGAGAAGGGUCCCAGCAAGCGGCAGCUGGCGCAGGAGGCCAAGCGGAAGAAGAUCAUGGCCCGCGUGAAGGCCCUGCCGGACCUCGGCACCCUGUCCGACCACGAGCUGCGCGAGAAGGCGCAGGAGCUGCAGGACAGGCUCAAGUUCUCCGAGGAGGAGCUGUACGACAUGAAGGACAAAGUGCAGCGACAGGUUUACGACAUGGACCGUUUGAGGACCACCAUUAAUGAAGCCAUGGGCAAAUUCAACAAGCCUGGCACAGCCGGCGGCGCACAGAGAGGACGGGUUGCUGGGAAGUUCGGAAAGUAACCAUCGAACUGAGAACAUCGCAGCUACUCCUGUCACUGGCUCGCGGAACACCUAUCCUUCUCGCAUCUUUAUACACAGAAAAAGUCAGUGGCCAAGCCCAUAAUUUAGGUACCACGCAAAAGAGACGACCUGCUUAACAAAGUUAUUCCACAUCAAAUCACAUGUGGGUCGUGUUAUCAGCUGAAGUUUAGAUUAGUCAAAAGACGCUUUAAUUCUCUUAAGCUCGAGCUGGGCAUCCGACCAAUAGAACAGUACCGCAUUGUUUAUUCUUACCGAAGUAGUGUUUAAGAUAGAAUCUGUCACAAUUGAAAAAAGUUGUUUGCCUAUUUAGCAUAAUUACAUAUAACAUUUCAAAUCGAGUGUUUGGAGAGUGUAAAAUAGUAUGCGUAGAUUUGUGUAGAACAAUCAUAUGUUAACGUUGCUGUAGGUUGUUCGUUAUGCUGACAUGAACUGGCCAGGAAUGUAAAUAAAACGGUUAAAACUUUG